AUUGGAUUUUCUUUAACCACUGAGAGCUUAACCUCUAAGCUUUUGAAUAAAGCUUUUUAAAAGCUUCAAAAUAAAUCCUAAAGGAUUAUGGGUAAUAAAAAGGCGAGGGACAGGAGUGUCAGCUUUAAAGGAAACCAGUUUUUGGAAUAAUCUUAUGUGCUCUCUGGAAAAAAAGGGGACUAAUGAAAAACAGUACACCCGCGGCCCUUUGAACUGUUUCAUAUUCACACUGCAACUACAAGCUUUGAUAACGUGACGUUUGUUCAUAUUCAGUGAAUAAAACACAGGUAGCUGCCUUCUUGCCUCACAUUGUCCACCUGGUUGUAAUUUAAUCUCAGUAUGACUGCGGCCGUUCCGUGAACGCGCCAGAGGAUUUCGGAAGAGAACAAACGGCAUCAUGGAGACCAAGGAGAAAGUGCAGAUACAUUUGAAGCAGACUUUGGUAAUAAAAGGAUUUCUUCCCCAAAGGCAAAGAGAGGAUUGAUCAGAGAGGUAACUAUGGAGGAUCUGUAGCGACCCAUUUUCCGGUUGACCUCUCCACAGCACAACCUGCAUUUCACAGAUCUGUGCUUUAUGGAACGGAUCUGCUGCUGUAAAAUGACUCGGACUGACAUGCAGACUUACAGGAGGAAAACAACGUGGGCCAGACAUUGUGAACGAAGAAGUCGCAGAAAACCGACGGAGCUUUGGAAUUGCAGUCUGAAAGACAGCGAAGGAAAUUGCAGCAAGACGGCGAAGGAAGUGGACGAAGACGUUAAGUCUGUGCUGGCCACGCCUCCACCUCUCUCUUUGGAUGUUUGUUGUUUACAUCCAUUUCCAGCUAUUUCUUCGGUAAGCUUCUUGGCAUCAAACUGGCACACCGCAUAUGUCACGAGAAAACGUUAAGAGAUAUAAGUUUGAAAUAAUACCUAAAUGUUAAUUUAACAGCAGAGACCUCAGACCUCCUACACGAAGCGCAGCGUAGAACACGGGGCUGGUUUCUACCACCAAAACCUGAUGAGACUUCCUCUAAAAUUGCUUUGAACCGCCUACAUUAAUAGAUAAACCAGAAAACAUGCCUGAACAGUUUCCACCGUUCGUAUUGCUUGGCGUUACAGCAAAAACAAUGCAGCAUGUCACUGUAAAAGUCUUUCAAUUUGAGGAUGCAAGCACAAUAGUUAGCAUGCUAACUCCCCAGGUUCUAGGUUUUCCAUUUUUCUCAAUGGCCACUUAAAUUUCAAGAUGGUGGCCAUUUUUGAGUCCUUUAAACCACUGACGCUGGUCGCAAAUGACGUCACUGUUACCCAGAUGUUCGAUCAAACAAAGCACAAAGAAAAUGGCGUCUUCCGAAGGCAGUGUAACGUUGGAGGACGAGGGCGUCCCGGGAGCGUGGAGCAACUUAAACCAUGGUUGAAAUGCAGAGAACUCAAAGAGAGGAGAAAGAAGGCAGUGUUGAGUGGAAGUCACAUGAUCACCAACCGGACGUUGCCGUGGGCGCCAACCACAAAGAAGACGACAGGAAGUGGAUGGAGGAUCGUGGCGCACACGGAGCUUUUGGGUUCCAUCGUGGUCAGGAGGGGUGCUGGUGCCUUUCUCCAGCUGUCAAUGGGCAAGAGGCGGGGUCACCCUGGACAGAUGAUGCUAAAUAUCCCAAGAAUCCAUCUAAUGGGAUCAGGAGAAGCUCACAGCACUUUGAUGGCUUUCAGGGACGUGGCAGUAAACCGAAGGUCAGACACUUUUUGCAUAAUCCCAUUAUAUUUUCAUCUGUGGAUGCGCAUUAAAACCACUCUCCGCUGCGUCUUUUGUUUGUUUUCCUCUGCCAUUGUUUGUUCCCUGAAAUAAUUAUGCUGGUUAAAUUGGACAAGGUUAGA
Molecule: messenger RNA, 1850 nt
Organism: Gambusia affinis (western mosquitofish)
Lineage: Eukaryota; Metazoa; Chordata; Actinopteri; Cyprinodontiformes; Poeciliidae
Product: regulator of G-protein signaling 5-like
Exons: 5
Coding region: 1222-1821 (199 amino acids)
Source: RefSeq, a predicted model, not a curated record